GGCGGCGCGCGGCGCGGGGGAACUAUCCUCGCGCGGAGGCUGCUGCUGCUGAAACAAGAUGGCUGAGCGCGCAGGAGGAGCAGCGGAGGAGAGCUGAGGCAAUGCAGAGGAGGAGGCACCGGGGGGCGAGGAAGACACUCUGGCCGACAGCGAGCAAACAGCCCCGCAGAGAAACACACCGAGCGCUCCCUGACAUGCCGCUGGCCCGUUUCCGCCGCCGUUUAGGGCUCGACGGUGUGAGUUUUUCGUAGUCAAGAGACCAACGGACGGUCCAAACAAAUCACGGAGCUCUCAGUAGAGGACAGCCGGGGACGCUCACGCCGCUAUCAGAGAUGUCCCUGCUGUGUGUGGGAGUGAAGAAAGCCAAGCUGGAUGGACCCCAAGAGAAGUUCAACACAUAUGUGACUCUAAAGGUACAAAAUGUGAAGAGCACAACCAUCGCUGUCAGGGGCAACUUGCCCAGCUGGGAGCAAGACUUCAUGUUUGAAAUUAACCGCCUGGACCUUGGUCUGACAGUAGAGGUAUGGAACAAAGGGUUAAUCUGGGACACCAUGGUCGGCACUGUAUGGAUUCCCCUCCGUAGCAUCCGGCAGUCUAAUGAGGAAGGUCCAGGGGAGUGGCUCACACUGGACUCUCAAGUCAUCAUGGCUGAUAACGAGAUCUGCGGCACCAAAGAUCCCACUCUCCACCUGGUGCUGCUCGAUACACGCUUCGAGCUGCCUCUAGAUAUCCCUGAGGAUGAGGCACGGUACUGGGCUAAAAAACUAGAGCAGCUCAACGCCAUGAGGGACCAAGAUUAUUCAUACCAGGAGGAACAGGAACGUCCUCUCCGUGCACCAGGAACCCAGUGCUGUAACUGGAGUCUAUGGGGAGACCAGCAAAAUGAAGACCCUGAUAGUGCUGUGGAUGACAGAGACAGCGACUAUCGCAGUGAAACCAGUAACAGCAUCCCACCUCCAUACUACAGCACAUCCCAGCCCAACGCCUCGGUCCACCAGUAUCCCAUUAGCCACCAGCACCGUAGCUCCAGAAGUUUCUCGUACCCACGAUCUGACAACAGCCACGACCUCGACUACCACCAUCAGAGAACUGUCAGCCCCACUGGGAGCUACGCAUCAUCUGCAGAGCUCAGCCGAUGCAGCAGUCAGCUUAGUGAGGAAGACUAUGGCGGUGACUACGGAGAGAGGGACCCUUACGACGAGAACGACUCCUACCACUCCUGCCAUUCCUCAGUUAGCUACAGCAAAGGUUCUCCAGACUGGGACCCCGAUGAGACCCAGGGGGCGUACAGCGAUGAGGGCGACUACAGCAAAGAUGGAGGAGAAGAGGCUGCUCUGUACGAGGAGGACGAUGGAGGAUUGUAUGAGGGAGAAGAGGAAGGCCUCUAUGAGGAUGAGGAGAUGAUGUAUGAUGAUGAGGAUCUGUACAAUUUGGAUGGGACCCUCAGUGAGGACAUGGAGCCUCCAUUCACUCCCACUCCUACAUCAACUGCCCCCCCAGCGCUCGAUGCAUCCGGCUCUAGACCUCCUCUAGAGAAACAACCGUCCCUGCACCAACAGCAGCCUCCCAGUCAGCCCUCUAACCAAACAUCUAACCAGGCUCAUCCUCCAGGCAUGGCACCUACAGCACAGCCCCUUUCUGGUCAACAUGCAGCCCAACCACCUAAACAACCCCAGCCCCAAACACAACCUCAGCCCCAGCCAGCCCCAUCCGCCACUUCUUUCUUCUCAAUGGCCAAACCUCUAACAGCUGCAGUUACAGGCUUGGCUUCUACUUUCCUGUCUUCUGUUCCCACUGCCCAGCCUGCCCAGUCUCAUCCCCCAGCCUCGGCUGUACCGCCGCAACACCAAUUUGCUACAGCCAACUCUGUCCCUCCAUCCCACCCAGCCACCUUGGCUAACUCGGCCACCCAGCCUCCUUCCACUGCCAUGGGCCCAUCCUCUCAGCAGACACCAUCCUCCACAUCACCUCAAUCCCAACUCAGUGAUCCUACCGCCACACAGUCAGCUGCUCUUGAGGAUCAGGCUCCCCAGUUGGAGGAAGAGCCGUGGCUAGAAGAGGAAAGGAUGCUGGAGGACGAGGCCAGGACGCCCCCGGAUCUGCAUGAGGAGAAGAUUCCCGUGGAGCAGAAAGAGGAGCAUUUUGAAGAGAGCAGACCGCUGACGCCAGUAGAGGAAAUGGAGAUGCCACCCGAGAGUCCUCCAGUUGUAGAGGAACCCAAAGAGCCAGUCGACCCAGCAGUCAGAGCCAAAGAGAACUGGCUCAGGCUCUAUAACAAGGUCUUGGAGCAGCUUCGGGAGGCUCGAGGAGAGACCUCCAGCUCGCUGUGGUUUGGUAAAGGAGGAAUGGGAGGUGCACUCUACAGUAUUGACAGCAUGCCUGACCUUCGCAAGAGAAAAGCCAUUCCUCUUGUCAGAGAUCUGGCGAUGUCUCUGGUGCAAAACUCCCGCAAGGCUGGAAUCACCUCGGCGAUGGCUUCCACCACUCUGGGCAACGAGGAGCUGAAAAGUCACGUUUAUAAAAAGACCCUGCAGGCUCUGAUCUACCCCAUCUCCUCUACUACUCCACACAACUUUGAGGUGUGGACAGCCACCACCCCCACCUACUGCUACGAGUGCGAGGGAUUGCUUUGGGGUAUUGCACGCCAAGGCAUGCGCUGCUCUGAGUGUGGCGUCAAAUGCCACGACAAGUGCCAGGAUCUCCUCAAUGCUGACUGUCUGCAGAGAGCUGCAGAGAAGAGCUCCAAGCAUGGAGCGGAGGACCGGACCCAGAACAUCAUCAUGGUCCUGAAAGACCGCAUGAAGAUCAGAGAGCGGAAUAAGCCAGAGAUCUUUGAGCUAAUCCAGGAAGUAUUUGCUCUCGACAAAACAACACAUGGAACGCAAAUGAAACAAAUCAAGCAGAGCGUGCUUGAUGGGACAUCUAAAUGGUCAGCGAAGAUCAGCAUCACAGUGGUGUGUGCUCAGGGCCUUCAGGCUAAAGACAAAACAGGCUCCAGUGACCCUUAUGUAACUGUUCAAGUUGGGAAGACCAAGAAGAGGACCAAAACCAUCUACGGCAACCUCAACCCUGUCUGGGAAGAGAACUUCCACUUUGAAUGCCACAACUCAUCUGACCGCAUCAAGGUUCGUGUUUGGGACGAGGAUGAUGACAUCAAGUCUCGAGUGAAACAGAGGUUCAAACGCGAGAGCGACGACUUCCUGGGUCAAACCAUCAUCGAAGUCCGCACUCUGAGCGGAGAGAUGGACGUUUGGUACAAUUUGGACAAAAGAACAGAUAAGUCUGCUGUUUCUGGAGCCAUCCGGAUGCACAUAAGUGUGGAGAUCAAAGGAGAGGAGACGGUGGCUCCUUACCACGUCCAGUACACCUGUCUGCAUGAGCAUCUAUUCCAGUACACUACCGAGGAGCAAAAUAGUGGUGUAGUAAAGAUUCCUGAUGCCAAAGGAGACGACGCCUGGAAGGUGUACUUUGAGGAGACGGCUCAGGAGAUUGUGGAUGAGUUUGCCAUGAGAUACGGAGUAGAGUCCAUCUACCAGGCCAUGACCCACUUUGCCUGCUUGUCAUCUAAAUACAUGUGCCCAGGAGUGCCAGCUGUGAUGAGCACCCUACUGGCCAACAUCAAUGCUUACUACGCCCACACCACCCAGUCCUCCAACAAUGUUUCUGCCUCGGACAGAUUUGCCGCAUCAAACUUUGGUAAGGAGAGGUUUGUCAAACUACUGGAUCAGCUGCACAACUCCCUGAGGAUUGACUUGUCCAUGUAUCGGAAUAACUUCCCUGCCAGCAGUCCAGAAAGGCUUCAAGACCUCAAGUCUACUGUUGACCUGCUGACUAGUAUCACCUUCUUUAGAAUGAAGGUCCAGGAGCUGCAGAGUCCCCCCAGGGCGAGUCAGGUGGUGAAGGAUUGUGUUAAAGCCUGCCUCAACUCCACCUACGAGUACAUUUUCAACAACUGCCAUGACCUCUACAACAGGGAAUAUCAGACAGAUCCUUCAAAAGCUGUCCCUCCGGAUGAGCAGGGUCCCAGCAUCAAAAACCUGGACUUCUGGUCGAAACUCAUCACCCUCAUCGUCUCCAUCAUAGAGGAGGACAAAAACUCAUACACUCCUUGCCUUAACCAGUUUCCCCAGGAACUCAAUGUGGGCAAGAUCAGCGCUGAGGUCAUGUGGAACAUGUUUGCACAAGAUAUGAAAUAUGCCAUGGAGGAGCAUGAGAAGAACCGCCUGUGCAAAAGUGCAGAUUAUAUGAAUUUGCACUUCAAGGUUAAGUGGCUCUAUAAUGAGUACUGCAAGGAGCUGGUCACUUUCCAGAAGCAUGUACCUGAAUAUCCAGCGUGGUUUGAGCCAUUUGUCGUCAUGUGGUUGGAUGAGAAUGAGGAAGUGUCCAGAGAUUUUCUCCAUGGAGCCUUAGAGAGGGACAAAAAAGAUGGGUUCCAGGUCACGUCAGAGCACGCCUUGUUCUCCUGCUCAGUGGUGGAUGUGUUCUCUCAGCUCAACCAGAGCUUUGAAAUCAUUCGCAAACUCGAGUGUCCCGACCCUCAGAUUGUUGGCAACUACAUGAAGAGAUUCGCCAAGACCAUCGGAAAUGUUCUGCUGUCUUACGCUGACAUUAUAGCAAAGGACUUCCCAAAUCACGUCAAGAAAGAGAAAGUGCCAUGUAUCAUAAUCAAUAACAUCCAGCAGCUCAGAGUUCAGCUGGAGAAGAUGUUUGAGGCCAUGGGAGGCAAAGAUCUCAACGUGGAGGCCAGUGACUUCCUCAAGGAGCUGCAGAACAAACUGAACAACGUCAUGGAUGACCUCAGCCGCAUCUUUGCUGUCAGUUUCCAGCCGCAGAUUGAGGAUAAUGUGAGGCAAAUGGGAGACAUCCUCGCCCAGGUCAAAGGUCAGACUGUUCCGGCCAACGGGAGCGUAGUUCAGGAGGCUGACAAUGUCCUGCAGCCCAUCAUGGACUUCCUGGACAGCAACUUGUCGCUGUUUGCUAAGAUCUGUGAGAAGACGGUCCUGAAGAGAGUACUGAAAGAACUGUGGAAACUGGUGAUGAACACAAUGGAAAAAACAAUUGUGCUUCCAACUCUGACUGACCAGACGGGCACUCAGAUGAUCUUCAAUGCUGCUAAGGAGCUGGGUCAACUCUCCAAAUUAAAGGAGCACAUGGGCCGAGAGGAGGCCAAAGCUCUGACUCCUAAACAGUGUGCAGUAAUAGAGCUGGCACUGGACACUAUUAAGCAAUACUUUCAUGCGGGUGGAGUGGGCCUGAAGAAAACGUUCUUGGAAAAGAGUCCGGAUCUGCAGUCUCUGCGCUACGCCUUGUCUCUGUACACGCAGGCUACAGACAAACUCAUCAGGAAGUUUGUCCUCUCACAGAAUGCUCAGGUCCAUGGAGGGAAAGGGGUCAGAUACACGGCAAAUGAAGACACACCACCAGAGAAAGCAUCUGGAGUGGAUGCAGUUGGCGACGUAGUUAUGAACGUGGAUAUUUUGCCUCAGCCUAAUGGAGAACACAAGAUCAGUGUCAAAGUGGUGGCAGCUAUUGACCUGAAAUGGAAAGCACAGGGCUUCAGGCCUUUCGUGGAAGUCUACAUUAUCGGCCCUCACCUCAGUGACAAGAAGAGGAAGUUUGCCACCAAGUCCAAGAACAACACCUGGUCACCAAAGUUCAGUGAAAGCUUCCAGUACUCGCUGGGCACUGAGGUUGGUCCAGAGAGCUACGAGCUGCAGGUGUGUGUGAAGGACUACUGCUUUGCCAGGGAGGACCGUACGGUGGGAAUGGCCGUGCUGCAGGUGAAGGACAUAGCCAGCAAGGGCAGCGUCACCUGCUGGCUGCCGCUGGGAAGACGGGUCCACAUGGACGAGACGGGCCUGACGGUGCUGCGCAUCCUCUCCCAGCGCAACAACGACGACGUGGCGAAAGAGUUCGUCAAGCUCAAGUCGGACCAGCGGUCAGCCGAAGAAGGUCGCAGCUGAAGGACGGCAGGAAACACGUGUGCACAAAAACACCAGAGACGUACCUGAUAGACAUAGUGUUAUGCACACAUACUACACUCACCUACAUAGAUAGACAACCACGUGCAAUACACAAGCACACACUUAAAAACGCUCUAUUGUACAUAUAUCUGCAUAAAUUAUGCAACAUUUACAUUGCAAUGUUAUCAAUGCAACAUGGAGGAAUAUCUUUCUAAAAACUUUCAGUUUGAAUCUUUCCCAGCUCACAACUCUCAGUUCGGCCCCAUAUUAGAACCUCACUCACUCUUUCCUAUAACACGUCACACCUUUUAUAUACUGUACAUUUAGAUGUACCGCAGAACAACCACAGAACCAUGUGAAUAGUUUGAGAACGACCACUUUGCACUUUUGCUUCUCUGCAUCUUCAGGAGAGCAGUCGUUGCCUCGCUGUGCUCUGUCCGUGCGUCCUUUUGUCCGCUUGCCUGCCUGACUGUGUGUCGUUCUUCCAGUCCGUCCGUCGCCCCUCCGCCCUUGUCGGUUGCUCUGCGUAGUCUUCCCACGGUGUGGUCUGUUGUGUAAGUUGGAGUUCAGACACAGAUCUAAGAUCAGCCAUUUCCUUUUGCCCAAAAAAAUCAGAAAAUUAUAUAGAAAACACACACACACACAAUACUGACCUUAGAUCAGUGUCCAGGGGCAACAUCACUGCUAGUCUGUCCUGUAAUGUACAAACGUCCUGCAUGUUGACCCCAGGAACACUGUGAUUCACUUUGCUGUAACCAUGGCAACCAUUCCCCUCCCACGUAAAAGAUGGGUGCCUCCAAUAUUUUAUCUGUGUGAGCAUGGUGCAUUUAACCCCGGUACAAUACGGUUUUAUGAACAUGACCCGACUAACCUUCUGUCUCGUGGAGAAGACACGCCGGCAGUGGAUCAAAGCUGAGCCCGGCGUGUGACGUGUUCGUAGAGGCAACAGCCGUGACCACGAUGUGCAUUUUUUGCGUUUCUUGCUUUACAUCGCGACAAACGGAGCAAUACCCCAGCGUCUUACACCCCUAGAGUGCACAUUAACUCCAAAAAGGGCUACAGGAUCAGUGGACUGGGAUGUCACUUUACGCACUAAUACAUGCUCUCCACGCUUCUGUUGGCAAACUGACCACGACGCCUCCACGCCCACUCAUAAACACACCACACACUACGAUUCAGAAAGUCUUUCAUGAGUGACACUGUGGAGGAACUGGAAAUAAAUCCACACGAAGCCUGAAAGGACGCACGGAGCUGCACACGUGUCUCAACCCAUCUAUUUAAGGCAAUAGUGGUUUGUUUGUGUGUUGUUUGAACUUGAUGAACAAACCCUCUGUGAACACUGCUGUGUGUGUGUGUGUGUGUGUGUGUGUGUGUGUGUGUGUGUGUGUGUGUGUGUGUGUGUGUGUGUGUGUGUGUGUGUGUGUGUGUGUGUGUGUGUGUGUGUGUGUGUGUGUGUGUGUGUGUGUGUGUGUGUGUGUGUGUGUGUGUGUGUGUGUGUGUGUGUGUGUGUGUUGGGCUGAUUGUCACUCCUGCAAAAUGGGCUCUUGACAUUGUGAGCAAUACAUCGAACCUGCACACUCAAAAAUGUAUGCGCUGUCGAUACAACUACAGGAGCACCGGCUGCACUGUCCACACGUAGGAGGAAUGGGAAACUUAUGAUCACAUUUUUUUGUAAAGAUAUUUUAUUUAUGGACUCAUAAAAUUCUCAUUCCCCUCUGGAAGUGUUGCAACCUUUUUCUCGCGUAUUUUGGAUAAGAGAGGAAAGGAAAGUGUUUUGUCGUUGGAAUUACCAUUUGCCUUUAGUAGGACCAAAUUUGCACGAACCAGAGCUCAUGCUUGUUUUUAUUUCCUCAAAGAACGAAGCCAUCAGAGUCACCGCCAAGCAUUUAAGGUGUUCAUGUAUCAGUUUCAGUCAUGUGCAUUGAUUAACCCCUUUACCUCUUCCUUGGAAAAAGGUGAGCGAGCACUCACAGUCUUAGUCCAGCUCGUCUUGUAGUCUCUUUGUGAAUCUAAAUGAUGUCAGUGAGAGCGAGUAAACGCUGCAGGAAGCUUUCCUGUCGUUGCGUGGAGCUACUUCAGACAUCACUGCUGGCCUGUCACAUGUUGUCUUUACUUAAUACUGCUGAACGCUACCAAAAACACAUCUUCUGAAUGUUCUUUAUCCUCUCAACAGGGCCUUCUUUUAAAGGGAUAGUCGCAUCUAGCUUGGGGAGAUUGACUCACACCUUUUGAUUUAGGCCACCAAAUUUCACUUGAGAUGUUAAAAUAAACGGAUCAUGCUUGAGUUUCGAGCUAACUGGCCUCGUAGCCAAAUCUUUAGCAACAUUUAAAGGAGAACUCCACUGAUUCUACACAGCAAAGUUUGUUUACAGAUCUUUGGGAGUGCUGGAAAAAAAACCUUGCAGAUGGAACAGUUUGGAGAUGUGGUUCCUCUGUAGCUUCAGGCUGCAAUAACUACACAAAUCUCAGGCUGGAUUUUUUCAUUGAGGGUAAUGUAGACACCAAGGAUAAAUAAUGUGUGCAAUAAAAAAAGAAACAAAGUUCUUUGGCUCUGCUGCAUCUGCUUUGGUGAUGUUUUACUUCUACCCAUCCGUUAUAAGUUUAAUAAGUGUGAUGCUUAAUCAGUGGAGUGCUCCUUUGACACGGUUACACAACGUUGUCAUGUGUUGUCAUUAGUGCUCAAGACAAAACUGUCAGGUUGAAGCUGGAAAAAGCAACAAGAAGUAACCAGUCAUCCAGUUUGGGGCUUGUUGGCUGCCUGCUUCAUGUAUGUACGUGCACAUACGGACGCCACUGCACACACGCGCACACACCCACACACACAUCUACACACACCGACCUCUGCUCAAGCACAAAAGGGCACAUGUGAGAUGUAAGACACAUGUAAGACACGCAUGCAUGCAUGCACGCCGACACAACUCCGUGGAGACCAAUGACGCCCACCUUGUGAAUAGAAUCAACUACAAUUGCAUGAUGGGAAACUUUAUUGUGCCAGCACGUGUCUCUUUGAUGUUACUUGACUUUUUUUUUGAGUUGUUUUUACUUUCUACAGCUACGUAAUAAUUCAUCAAUGUUCUUUUUGUUCUUCAAAAACGGCUUGUGAAUACGUCAUCUGUAACCAAUAUGAAUGUAGUGUGAACACAGAACUCGCAUGAGAGAAUUAUUUUCUACUGAGGAUGUUUCUAAUUUGUUUCUUAUCAUUAUUGAUUGUUCUUUAAUGAGGAUGAAGUGGAACUGGAAUGCAGCCUGAUUGUGAUCUGCUUCCUAUUAAUUAAAAGGACAUUCGUGUCACGACCUAAAUGUCUUACUGAGAA
Messenger RNA from Acanthochromis polyacanthus (spiny chromis), 9277 nucleotides. RefSeq names its product protein unc-13 homolog A-like. The transcript is spliced from 42 exons. Gene Ontology annotation, cellular component: synaptic vesicle membrane; presynaptic active zone cytoplasmic component; presynaptic membrane. Bases 333 to 5963 code for a protein of 1876 amino acids. Gene Ontology annotation, biological process: synaptic transmission, glutamatergic; presynaptic dense core vesicle exocytosis; synaptic vesicle maturation. Gene Ontology annotation, molecular function: phospholipid binding; calmodulin binding; calcium ion binding. The record is from RefSeq and is a predicted model, not a curated record. NCBI's taxonomy places the organism in Eukaryota, Metazoa, Chordata, Actinopteri, Pomacentridae.